UAACAUUAAAAAAUAAUCUAAAUUAUAUGACAUGGUAAUGAUCUAUGCUUAAUCAGAGAUUCUGAGUUCGAAUUCAAGCUUUAGAAUAAAAGCAGGGAGAGCUUUGUCGCUCAUUUGUGCUCCUAUCCAGUUCGAAAUAUUAAUCUAUGCAGUUGCACGCAAAAGAUACAGUACAUGUUAAAAAAUUGUGGUAGUAGUUGGUGUUGGCAAGCAAGAAAUUUUGCGUAUUGAGCUCAUCAUCGCCAAGCCAAUUGUUUCUCGAUUCUAAGAAUUGAAAGAGAUAUCAAGCUGAAUUCAGGUUCUUGUUCCCAACAAGUACUCAUCUUGUCUUGCAAAUUGCAAUGUAUCCCAACCAUUCAUUCUCUUCGGGGUCCUAUACGGAUAUGUUCACUGCGAAUCCUCCUUUGGUACCUCACAACUACUACAAUGAAUCUGUAGCAGGACAAAAUGAAGCUAAGUUUAUCACAGCUAUGGGUGACACAGUGACUAUGCAGUCCAUUGAUACACAUUCCAAUGGUUGCAACUCUAAUGUAGAUUUUGAGCAAAAUAUGCAGUGUCAAGAGUUAUCUCUUAGUCUUGGCACACUAUUGCCUUCUACUGCAUCUGUCCCUCCAUUUCAAUAUCAGUAUCAUGACACCGGUUUUGUUUCGCUUAUGAAUGCUUGUCUCCCAAAGGGAACUACAAUAUCCAAUGAUGAUGAGUUGAAAAAUGUUGAAUGUAUGGCAUCUAUAUCUUCUGGAGGCUUUCAUGACAUCACCAAAAGGGACAGUUUUCGCAACGCUGACCCCUCAAAUCAAUGCCUACAGGGUUCACAAGUUUUUCCUAACAUUUUACUAAACUCUCAAUAUCUUAAAGCUACACAGGAGUUACUUGAUGAGAUAGUUAAUGUCCGAAUCCGAAAGCAGCGUGCAAUGGAAAAACAAGAAAAAAUAUGUGACAUUGGAUUAGAUAACUCCAAAGACACUGAUGCAAAAUCUACUAGUCAGUCUGUGCAAAUAUCUUCAGCCCCUAAUGAUUCUAAUUCCAAUCCUUCUUGCGAAUUAUCUCCGGCAGAAAGACAAAAUUUGUUGGAUAAGAAGACCAAGCUUUUGUCCAUGUUGGAUGAGGUAGAUAGAAGAUACCGACACUACUGCAAUCAGAUGCAGAUUGUGGUGUCAUCUUUGGACAUGGUUGCUGGUGGUGGUGCAGCCGAGCCAUAUACUACACUAGCAUUUCGUACAAUUUCACGCCACUUUCGCUGCUUGCGCGAUGCAAUCAGUAGCCAAAUUCAAGUAAUUCAAAAGAGCCUUGGGGAACAAGAAGGAUUUCCUCGUCUGCGGUAUGUUGAUCAACAGCUUAGAAAGCAAAAGGCACUUCAGCAUCUUGGUGUCAUGCGACAAGCUUGGAGACCUCAGAGAGGGCUUCCUGAGAACUCUGUCUCAAUACUACGCGCUUGGCUCUUCGAACAUUUUCUUAAUCCUUACCCCAAGGAUUCGGAGAAAAUAAUGCUAGCUAGGCAGACUGGUUUGACAAGGAAUCAGGUGGCGAAUUGGUUCAUUAAUGCACGUGUACGUCUUUGGAAACCAAUGGUUGAGGAAAUAUACAAAGAAGAGUUUGGUGAUUCUGAAAUGAACUGCAAUUUUUCAUCUGAAAAUAAUACACUCCAAGGUAAAAGAAAUUAUACUCAACAUGAAAUUGAUGAAAAAUCAGAAGAAGAGUCACAGGACAAUGUACAAAUUAUUACUAGUGAUAGUGUACAAGGCUAUUCCACUAAAGAACAACAUGUAGAAAAAAAUGUGAUGGAUUGUGGAAGUGGAAAAUUGCAUUGUGAUAAUGAAAGAUUCAGCGUGAAAAAUGGCUUUUAUUCAGAAAUAGGUUGUGAUAGUGCCACAUAUGAUUUAUCAGAGUUAUGUGGUGGCCACAAUGUGUCUCUUGCAUUGGAGUUGAGGAACUGUGAAAGUGAUGUAUUAGCCAUAUCUGAUGAUACCAUUCAUAAAAGACAUAAUAAUCAAAUAUUGGCUUCUUCUUCUUCUUCUUCUGCUUCUGAUUUACAAGAUUAUGAUUUCACAGAUUCAGGAAAGCAACAACACAGGUUUGGCAAUACUCAUCUGUUGCAUGAGUUUGUUGUAUGAAAUCUACCAAAGAUAUUUUUCAUUUUUUACUACUUUGAUUUUAAAGGUAUCUUAAUCUCUGGAAAAGGUGUACUGCCAUAAAGAUGAAAAGAGAAAUUAAAAAGCAUAUACAUACUGCUGUUUUUUUCUUUCUAAUUCAUUUGUGUGUUGCCUUCAUUGUUCAUAAAAGUCAUGUAAUUAAUAAACGUACAAAAUAUAAAAAUAGGAUAGAUAUAUACUCAUUUGCUUGUAAUAAAUAAAUAAUAAUGUUACAGAUGAUUGGUUUUAUUAUGAUAUCUGCAGGCAAUUUUUUUGUAAAAAGAUAAGGAAAAUAUCUAGUGCAUUAAUGUUGUAUAA
Messenger RNA from Trifolium pratense (red clover), 2447 nucleotides. Its product is annotated as BEL1-like homeodomain protein 7. Gene Ontology annotation, biological process: regulation of transcription by RNA polymerase II. The transcript has 6 exons. The record is from RefSeq and is a predicted model, not a curated record. The coding region runs from base 342 to 2111 and encodes 589 amino acids. Lineage: Eukaryota; Viridiplantae; Streptophyta; Magnoliopsida; Fabales; Fabaceae. Gene Ontology annotation, molecular function: DNA-binding transcription factor activity, RNA polymerase II-specific; RNA polymerase II cis-regulatory region sequence-specific DNA binding.